Messenger RNA from Harmonia axyridis, 4029 nucleotides. RefSeq lists its product as uncharacterized. Lineage: Eukaryota; Metazoa; Arthropoda; Insecta; Coleoptera; Coccinellidae. The record is from RefSeq and is a predicted model, not a curated record. The transcript is spliced from 6 exons. The coding region runs from base 267 to 1148 and encodes 293 amino acids.
CAGCAUUUUAGGCAUGCACUUAUAACUAAAAAACCACUAAGUCGAGUACGUAAACGCAUGAUAUAAUGACAGAGCGCACCUGAUAUUCACUUCGCAAAGAAAGCUAGUGCACUUCACUUCGAUUCCAAUUCACGAGUUAACAUCAUGUUUUUUUCAAUCUGAUUCACAUUUUUCGAAAAUAGUCUCAUUUUCACUGCACCCAUUUAAAACAGAGCACAUUGCACCGCAUUUUGCUGAAGAAAACCUGCACCAUUUAAAAUAAUAAGAUGCCAAUAGCUUAUCUCUUCAGAAGCACACUGAUCUGGUGCAUCUGGGUCGGCAUAACUUCUGCAUCUUUUCUACCCACGCGAGAAAUACAAAGAGGGUCUGGAGAAGUGGCUAGAAAUGGCAUCGCUCCUGAACCCAGCUGUGAAGAGCUUAAAGCCAUGUGGCGACUUUCAAAAAGGCAGUCGAGAGCUUCGGAAUUGACAAAUGAGAUUCCCACCUUCCAAGAUCCAUUUGCACAUAACAUUUGGCAACCUUAUUACGCUACCUCGAGGAGUAUUGGAGGGUUAGGGGUCAGACGUAUGGAUAGAUACAGAAAUCAUCCAAUAUAUGGAAAAAUUGUCCACACGCCACACAUGCAAAGCCCUGAUAGAAAUAGAGCAUUUGGCGAAUUGACUCACAAUUUUGGCAGACUUCAACCAGGGGAACCACAUAGGAGGUUGACAGCAUUCAGAUUAUCAGGAGGUGGAAAUCCGAGACAAUUGCCAGAAACGAGUAGUUACCCACAAAGGGCCGGCAGUUUCCAACAUCUUAAGGAAUUGAUCAAAACAGAAAGAGCUAGAGAACUUCAUGAUCAAAGGGUGGCAGAAGAGGAUGCAGCAAGAGCUGAAGCAUUGAAGAGUUUGACUAAUUAUGGAAAUCAGCGAGCUUCUAUGUAUCCCGAUUUAUACGACAUGGAAGAACAACCAGCUCCAGAGCCUGACCAUUACUUGGGUCGUCAGGGGCUUAUACAGUUUCCAGAUUUGUUGGCACCCUCUAGCCGCCAAGAGCCUGUUGAACAGUACAUAGAGGAUUAUGGUUACCCAAGAAUCAAAUCCAAAUCCCCAGAAAAUUUAUUGAGUAGUUCAUUUGCCUAUACUGAUUAUGAUGGAUUCUACAUAUAAAGUGGAAGCCCAUUCAAGAAAAUGUUACUUAAUGUUGUUUGAUUCGAUGUUUUAUCCAUGAUAGGCUUUUCAACACUUCCACAGACAGUUCAGUUGUUUCAACCUCAGUCACAAUAUUCAAAUUGUAAAAUUGUAAAAAUAUCGAGAGAAAACAUCACAGAAGAAAGAUAAACUGUUUGAGAUAGAUUCGACGGUGAGACUUUGAAGAUAUGUACAUUUCGAAACAAUUAUUGUUGAACUAAAUGUAAAAAAAUGUUUAUAAACUAUCAGAAAUCGACUGAUUUUCUAUUAAGGGGUGCUCAUCUCACGGAUGUUGUUUUGAUUUUUCAAAGAACAACUGAACGUAGUUUAUAAUUAUCACUUUGUACGAAAAUUUAUUUUUCGAUUUUUUUUCUGUUAUAUUCAAAAUUUCAGAUUUCAGGUUUAAAGAAAAUCUCCUAUAGUUAUAAUGGAGAAGAGUACAAAUAGUUCGAAUUGACAGUUCUGUUAUUGCAGGGGCUGUGAUGAUUCGUGAUAUUCACACUUUUUUUCAAAAUAACACUAAUGAGGGAGAAUGUAACAGAAUAUGAGGAUGAGUACAAACAAGGAAUAUUUAAUUAUUUUGGAGGAUUUGAAUUAUUUCAAUUUCAAAAAGAUUUCAAUUUAUCGGCUACGUUCAGUAUUUCUCAUGACUAAAUGUCACAUGAUUUAUAGCAUUUCAUUUCCUUCAGUUUUGUUUUUUUUUUCAAAUGAUCGAAUAGACCUUGAAAAAUUUAUUUAGUGGAUGUGUAGAAGAAGAAAGGAUGACUUCAGAUCAUAAUGGCUGGUGUGAUUUUUAUCAUCUCAGAUAUUUGUUUCCAAUAGUUUAAUCUUCUGAAUACAAUCGAAGAUUUAUUUCAAUCCUCUCUUGAAAAAAUAAGAUAUAUUUCUAUGAUAUAAUUACCAACAUAUCUUCCUCUGGAAAAAGUACCUUUAGUUUCUUCUUGGGAUCACAAAUUAAAUAUCAGCAUUAGGAUAGAUGAAUGUUUUAGGGAUAAUGUUAGAUUAGAUGCAAAUUCUAAAUAAAUCUUUACAAAGGAAAAUAUUAUCAGCUUUCAUACAUAUAUAACUUAAUGAAUUAUAAGAAAAGGUGUAAAUUAAAGGCCUGUCAUCAGUGAAUGACGACUAUAAUAGAAUUGGUUUGAUUCUUUGAUUCAGGGAUAUUUAGAGUUAUAAAAAAUAAUUAAGAUUGAUAAGUACUUUCAAAUACUAAGGUUUUUACAUCAACCUAAUCUAGAUAGAUUGUUCGGUACGUCUUCCUGGAAAAAUAUCAGAAACGAAGAAUAUCACUAAAAUAACAUAUCUGAAUGAUAUUGAUAUGAUCAAAACAACAUCCGACAAAAUUAGGCUUAAUUUAGAACACUGAGCUUUAGAGCACCUAGAAUUUUGCAUAAGUGAAAUCAUCUUGUUGACUAAAUGUUUAUACCUCCUAGUAUCAGAAAUUCUAUUAAACCUGAUGAACUCUGAGAUGCCAAAUAGUAAAGUGUUUGCAGUCUUCCUUCAUGAUGGAAUAAUCAAAGAUGUUGAAGAAUGAUCAAAAUUUGAACCCGAAUCAGGUAUUCGUACAGAACAUAUAUCGAGGAAAGUGAAGAAGACAAUAAAUUGAUAACCGCGGUGAUAUUGACUUUUUAAAUUGAGAUUUCAAUAAAAAAAUCUAUUUUUCGAAAUCCUACAUCUUUCUGAGAUCCCAUUUUCACUGCCAUGAGUAGUUUAAAGGUCUUUGAGAACUGUUAAAUCAAAAACCUAUCUUAGAUUCAUCAGAUUCAUUUCGUAAUGAAAAUUCUCUUCAAAUAUACAAAGUUUCAAUUCCGAUAUAUGUAAUUCUUUGAGGGGUGAAUAUUCAGAGGAAUAAGUAAUUCAAAUAUGCUAAAAUAGAUAAACAUAAAGUCAAUAUAAAGAUGUUCGUGAUAAAAGGUUAAAAAAAUCAUUUUCUUUACCAUCCUACUUCAAUUUUAUGAUUUUCUUUCAAACCCGUAAUUAAUUCAGUUUAAAUGACAAGAUAUAAUUGAGAAAUUGUGAUUGACAAUAAAGAAGAAAUUUGAACGGAGUACAGGGGUAGAAACAAUUAGGUAUUUACGUGAAUAAAAUUAUAAUUUCAGUUUUGUCAACCUUGAGAAAAAAUUACAGCAAAUCGAAAUGUUCUAACCAAUACCUGAUUCUGAAUAUGAGAAUUCGUACGAAGUACCAACAAUUGAAGCAACAUAUUGCCAUUUUAAUGCUUGAAAUUAGUCGACAUCAAAAAAGAUCAAAAUAUAUAUGAUCUGGUAUCUAACUCAAAAAAACAAGUAUGAUUUCAACCACAGGGAAAUACCGCAAGUCAAAAUUUAGUAUUGUGUUAAAAAUAUACCAAAAAAAUUCCUUCAAUUCUUCUAUAUCUGCAAUUCUCUCUCAGAAUAUCAUAUCGAUCGGGCAAAUUUUUCGGAAAGUUUUGUUCGAAAAUGGCAGCAUUUGGGUUAGUUGUUGACUAUUUUUUGAAAAUGAACGAUUGCCAAUUUUGAAAACCUUCAACUCUUUAGAAGUAUUCCGAUGUCUUCCUAUCGGAGAUACGUAGGGCCAAUACUUGGACGAUAUGAACACAUCUUUGUAAAAUAAAAAGUUGAAUAGUUCUUUAAGGAGUGUAGUUUAAAAAGUUGUUAAUUUAAAAUCUGAAAUUUGCAGUCGAUUUGAUUGGCUUUGUGAGUAAGUGGAAUUUUCCACCGUAUAGACAUUCUGUGAUGAAUGAAAUACUGACAAUACUUAGCCAAUGCCUAUUUAUGGGGUCUAAUGUAAACCAUUCAUUUAACACUUAGUAUUCAUUUCAUAUGUUAUAUUUGUAUCCUCCUAUAAUUACCGAAGAUAAAAUGAAAUAUAUAUUAGCAAGCAA